GUCGUGCCAAGCGAGGAACUGGGCUGUCAUUUUACAAUCUGAGUAUGUCACAUCGAGUUGAAGGGCUACGGCAAACAUACGAAGGGUAAUCAAGAAGAUAAAAAGGCUAUCUCUGGAUUAAAGCAUAACGUUUCAAAACUUCUGAACUUAACGGUAACAAGCGCAAUGAGUUCAAACGAGCUCUCGCUUCAAGCUUUAUCGUGGAGACAACUUUACUUGAGUCGAGCAAAACUUAAAGCCACCAGCAGAACCUCUGCUCUGCUCUCCGGCUUUGCUAUGGUGGCGAUGGUGGAGGUCCAGCUGGAGGAUGAACAUGAUUACCCUCCUGGCUUAUUGAUUGCUUUCAGUGCCUGCACAACAGUGCUGGUGGCCGUCCAUCUCUUUGCCUUGAUGAUCAGCACAUGUAUCCUGCCCAACCUGGAGGCCGUGAGCAACGUCCACAACCUCAACUCCAUAAAGGAAUCGCCACACGAGCGCAUGCACUGCCACAUCGAGCUGGCCUGGGCCUUCUCCACCGUCAUAGGCACCCUCCUCUUUCUUGCCGAGGUGGUUCUGCUGUGCUGGGUAAAGUUCCUCCCUCUGAAGAAUAAAGGUAAACAUCAUGCAUCGACAAAGAAUGUAACUGAAUCUGGAGGGAGAAGCCCAGGAGAAGCUGCAGCGAUCGCCUCUACCUUAAUCAUGGUGCCCUUUGCCUUGGUGUUCAUUGUUUUCGCUUUGCAUUUUUACCGUUCGCUGGUCAGCCACAAAACGGAGCGGCAGCAUCAGGAGUUGGAGGUUCUGGCCAAAAUCACACAGAUGCAAAACCAACUGGAUCACAGGGGAGACGUGUCCAACCUGUCCUCUUCAGCACAUUUGGCCUAGUUGAUGCACUUAGAUAUGCUCCUGAUCUCGUACCAAACAA
Messenger RNA from Carassius carassius (crucian carp), 901 nucleotides. Its product is annotated as calcium release-activated calcium channel protein 1-like. Gene Ontology annotation, molecular function: store-operated calcium channel activity. The coding region runs from base 166 to 861 and encodes 231 amino acids. The transcript is spliced from 2 exons. Gene Ontology annotation, biological process: store-operated calcium entry. Lineage: Eukaryota; Metazoa; Chordata; Actinopteri; Cypriniformes; Cyprinidae. Gene Ontology annotation, cellular component: membrane. The record is from RefSeq and is a predicted model, not a curated record.